Messenger RNA from Opisthorchis viverrini, 531 nucleotides. RefSeq lists its product as hypothetical. The transcript has 3 exons. Lineage: Eukaryota; Metazoa; Platyhelminthes; Trematoda; Opisthorchiida; Opisthorchiidae. The record is from RefSeq and is a predicted model, not a curated record. The coding region runs from base 1 to 531 and encodes 176 amino acids.
AUGGAUCCUAUGGUGACGCUCGUUGGUAACGGUGCCGAAAUGAAGCCUUUCUUGCAGGAAGAAAAGACCCUUGCAUUUUGGCAGGUACAGUUCCUUGCAAUUUUGGGUCUAGACACUGGUUCGCUCCACAGGUCACAAAUGACAAUCUUCGUUUUGAUGUAUUUGCUGAUCACGUCCGGACAUUCCCGAAGCCUCUUGGAUAUCCUAGAGAAUCACAGUUUUCUCCUAACGGCGGUCAUGGUUUCGAUUGUCUCAGAGAAGAUUCAUAAUUGUCUCGAUGUUCAAGUGGAACGGAAGGUUAAUGUAAACUGGGGAAGUGCGUCCAGCUGUAGCUUCCUUUCGGUGGCGGACUGCCAUGCUGCCAGAAAGAAGCACGAGGGCUGGGAUACUGCCAGGUUGCCCAAGCCUAGACAGGGGAAGUCGAGAGGCAGAGGUCAGGUUCGAAACAUGGGCUUUUCGGUUCGCGCUCUAACCACUGAGCCAUCUCCUCCCUCGGGAAGUGUGCCCACUGGUGACCCUUUAAAGGAGUGA